Messenger RNA from Eruca vesicaria subsp. sativa (arugula), 678 nucleotides. The record is from the annotation of a GenBank genome assembly. NCBI's taxonomy places the organism in Eukaryota, Viridiplantae, Streptophyta, Magnoliopsida, Brassicales, Brassicaceae.
AUGUAUAUCAAUUACUCUCCACUAGGGUUUCUCAUUUCACUCUUCAUUGUUACGUUUCUUGCUCCACAAGUCAAAUCCAGGGCUUUCUACGUCUUUGGUGACUCUCUCUCGUUGACAAUGGAAACAACGAUUACCUUGUCACCACUGCUCGCGCUGAUAAUUACCCGUGAGGCUAUAGGCAUGCCGUCGACUUUGCCGUACCUUAGCCCGCAGCUUACCGGAGAAAAUCUUCUCGUCGGCGCUAACUUCGCCUCCGCCGGUAUCGGAAUCCUCAACGACACUGGAAUUCAAUUUGUAAACAUAAUUAGAAUAUCUAAGCAGUUCGAAUACUUCGAACAAUACCAGCAACGAGUGAGCGCGUUGAUCGGACCAGAAGCUGCACAACAGCUAAAACUCUACGAGUUGGGUGCAAGGCGGGUUCUAGUAACCGGAACUGGUGCGAUGGGAUGUGCACCUGCGGAACUGGCUCAGCAUAGCCGCAAUGGUGAAUGCUAUGGUGCCCUCCAAACAGCAGCCGCUUUGUUCAAUCCGCGAUUAGUUGAUUUGAUCGCAUCAGUCAAUGCUGAGAUCGGCCAGGACGUUUUUGUCGCAGCCAAUGCUUAUCAAAUGAACAUGGAUUAUCUAUCUAACCCUGAACAAUUUGGUAAUUAUAACUCAUCUCUUAUUAGUUGUAAUUAA